AGUUUCCACUCUCACGACAGUCAGCAUAUGUAAGCUACACGCUCUGUUGACCACACUGAAAAUCUGAAAUCCUCUGUUACAUUACCUGGUUCUCAUUAUGACAUCUUACACUGAUAAGGGAGAAAAGCCACUAAGAGGAGGCUAUGUCAGUUUCCAUCAUAUCACCUUCUGGGUUGGAAAUGCUAAGCAGGCAGCUUCAUUUUAUUGUAACAAAAUGGGAUUUGAACCCCUAGCUUACCAAGGGCUGGAGACAGGCAAUCGAGAAGUGGCAUCUCAUGUUGUAAAGCAGGAUAAGAUCCGGUUUGUUUUCCAGUCUGCACUAAAUCCUGGCAAUGAAGAAAUAGGAGAACAUCUAGUUAAACAUGGUGAUGGAGUAAAGGAUAUUGCAUUCCAGGUUACAGACUGUGAUUUUCUCGUGCAGAAAGCCAAGGAACGAGGAGCUACAGUUAUGAAGGAACCUUGGGUUGAACAGGAUGAAUUUGGAAAAAUAAAAUUUGCAAUCAUAAAGACGUAUGGAGACACAACACAUACUUUAGUUGAAUACUUGGGACCUUACAAAGGGCUCUUCUUACCAGGAUACAAGGAAGCCAUGUUUAAAGAUGCCCUCUUGACAAAACUGCCACCUAGCGGUCUGAACUUUAUUGACCACAUUGUGGGUAAUCAGCCUGACAAUGAAAUGGUAUCUGUGGCAGACUGGUACCAGAAAUGUCUGUUUUUCCAUCGGUUUUGGUCAGUGGAUGACAAACAGAUACAUACCAGCUACAGCUCCCUCCGCUCCAUUGUGGUGACAAACUAUGAAGAGACCAUUAAGAUGCCAAUCAAUGAGCCUGCUGCAGGAAAAAAGAAAUCCCAAAUACAGGAAUAUGUUGAUUAUUACGGAACUGCAGGAGUCCAGCACAUCGCUCUCAAUACCUCAGAUAUUAUUCAGUCUAUUGCAAAUUUGAAAGACCGUGGAAUGGAGUUUCUCUCAACUCCAGACACUUAUUAUGAUCAGCUUAGGGAAAAGCUGAAGGAAGCCAAAAUCAAAGUAAAAGAAGAUAUAAACAAACUACAGGAGUUGAAGAUUCUCGUUGACUUUGAUGAUAAGGGCUAUUUGCUUCAGAUAUUCACCAAACCCAUGCAGGAUAGACCCACAGUCUUCCUGGAGGUAAUCCAACGGCACAACCAUUAUGGCUUUGGUGCAGGAAACUUCAAAUCCUUGUUUGAAGCCAUUGAGAAAGAUCAGGAUGCCCGGGGGAACCUGACUGUUUACACAGCAAACUGAGAUACAAAGCCUUUUAAAUGAACAAAUAGACUGGAUGCAAAAGGAGGACUGCUUACAUGGCUUUGAAAACUAUCACAUCUCAAGUGCUGUGUUUGCUUUAAUCUCUGAAAGGAUACAGUGCACUGAAAUGAUACCCCAUACUCAGCCAUGGAAAACAUCUUCAUUGUCUUAACCUUUAUCUAUCUUCAGUGCUCCUGCAUUAGACAAUGAAUUGCUUUGAAAUUAUCUUAAGAAAGCUCUUUCAGAAAAAAACUUUAGUCUCCUCUGGUUUACUGUUAUGCCCUUUCUCAGAUCCCUGUUAAUUCUUUCUCUUAAUCCAACAAGAGUCAACAGCCGGAUUUCUACAACAUUAUUGAUAUGCACUACAGUCACCAUUUAAUUUGCCAGACAUGAUCUUAAGAAUUUCUGAUCAUGCUAUAAAUAUGCACACCACCCUCCCAUUAUGAACCUCUGGGUACAACUGUACACCUAAAACAAAAAGAAAGUUGUAAAAGAAUGAAUCCAUAGAUAAAGAAUAAGAAUAGUUUAGGCAUCCAGUGGGAAUUAUGAAUCUCUAA
This is a messenger RNA of Protopterus annectens (West African lungfish), 1821 nucleotides long. RefSeq names its product 4-hydroxyphenylpyruvate dioxygenase-like. Gene Ontology annotation, molecular function: lactoylglutathione lyase activity; metal ion binding; 4-hydroxyphenylpyruvate dioxygenase activity. Gene Ontology annotation, cellular component: Golgi membrane; endoplasmic reticulum membrane. The record is from RefSeq and is a predicted model, not a curated record. The transcript is spliced from 14 exons. Lineage: Eukaryota; Metazoa; Chordata; Ceratodontiformes; Protopteridae. The coding region runs from base 98 to 1264 and encodes 388 amino acids. Gene Ontology annotation, biological process: L-tyrosine catabolic process.